AUGCGCACCAUACUGGUACCGAUCGGCCCACCUGGCUCUGGCAAAUCCACACUUACCAAUGGACUUCAACAAUUCAUGACCGCCAUCGACAGGCCAUGCAGCGUGGUCAACCUCGACCCAGCGAACGACAACAUCCCAUAUGAGCCAGCCUUUGAUGUGCGAGAUCUUGUCGAUGUCGAUGAAGUCAUGGAACGAGAGGGAUUGGGGCCAAAUGGUGGCGUGCUGUGGGCUAUGGAGGAGAUCGAGGCAAACUUCGACUGGCUCAACGAUCAAAUAACAGCCUGCCCUUCGGACACCAUUGUUCUCGACCCUCCAGGUCAGCCUGAGCUGAUGCAGCAUCAUGAAACGCUUCCUCGCAUUCUCGAACGACUCGAGAAGCUAAGCUACCGAAUCGUGAUCGUCCAGCUUCUUGACUCGGUUGUCCUGACUCGCCCAAUCAAUGUUUUGACCAAGAUCGACAACCUCAAGUCAGUAGGAGGUGGCGAGCUACCUUUCAACCUGGACUUCUACACAGAGAUGCAAGAUCUGUCUCGCCUACUACCCGCACUAUCCAUGGAACAAGGCUCAGGCUCAAGCGAAGCGGCAGAAAAGUGGGAGAGCCUGAACGAGGCACUCAUCUCGCUGAUCGAAGACUUUGGCUUGGUCGCAUUCGAGACCCUAGCCGUCGAGGACAGACAGAGCAUGGCAAGUCUUGUGCAAGCAAUUGACCGGGCAUCAGGCUACGUCUUCAUGGGCGCUCGAGCUGCAGACGAGAAUGGUCGUACUCUGGACGAUGAAGCCUCGAUUUGGGCACAAGCCAUGUCCGAUUCGUGGGCUGGUAGGCUUGACGUUCGUGAUGUGCAGGAGAGAUGGAUCGAUCGCAAAGAUGAGUUCGAUGAGCAGGAGCGCAAGCAGUGGGAGGAGGAGGCAAGGUUGGCUGGAGCUUUACCCGAAGUCAGUGCUGCACAGGCAGUUAGGAAGCAUGCUGAGGAGGCAGGGGCUGAAUAUGUGGAGGAUGAAGAUGAAGACGAGCUAGAAUCUGAGCAAAGAAAGUGGCAGGAGGAGCGGAUGAAGGGUGGCGGACAGGGUGGCGUCGAUGGUCUGAAGAUUGUAAGGAAGACUUAA
This is a messenger RNA of Recurvomyces mirabilis, 1104 nucleotides long. RefSeq lists its product as uncharacterized. The transcript is spliced from 4 exons. Gene Ontology annotation, molecular function: GTPase activity. Gene Ontology annotation, cellular component: cytoplasm. Lineage: Eukaryota; Fungi; Ascomycota; Dothideomycetes; Mycosphaerellales; Teratosphaeriaceae. The record is from RefSeq and is a predicted model, not a curated record. The coding region runs from base 1 to 1104 and encodes 367 amino acids.